Panicum virgatum (switchgrass) is the source of this 1447-nucleotide messenger RNA. RefSeq lists its product as uncharacterized. Bases 41 to 1138 code for a protein of 365 amino acids. The record is from RefSeq and is a predicted model, not a curated record. The transcript is spliced from 2 exons. Lineage: Eukaryota; Viridiplantae; Streptophyta; Magnoliopsida; Poales; Poaceae.
AGCAACCGGUUGCCAGUUAGGGUUUGGCCGCGCGCGAAAAAUGGCGAGCACCUCCUCCACUCCGGCGGCUGUCGCCGCCGCCGCCUCCUACUUUCCACCGGAGCUGAUCCCCGAGGUCGCGAGCCGACUCACGAGCCUCCAGGAUUUCUUCGCCCUCCGCAACAGCUGCCGCGCGUACCGCGCCGCCCUCCCGCUCACCCCGUCCAACCUCGCCUCCCAGGCGCCGCUCCUCCUCCUCCUCCCCCACCGGGACGGGGCCAGCGCCGAAUUACCCGCCCUAUUCCACAUCGGCCUCCGCCGCCGCCUCCGCUUCCGCAUCCCUCGCACGCGCCAAGGCGACAUCAUUCUGGUCUUCACCCUCGGCUGCCGCGUCAUCAUCUGCGACGACAACCCGAGGGAUCGCAGCCAUCCCCAGCUCCGCAUGGUCCACCUCCUUACCGGCGAGGAGACCCGCCUCCCCGGCCCCGCCCCCGUGGCCAACCUCAGCCGCUUCGUCCUCUCCGGCGACCUCCUCGUCACCUGGUCCUACUUUUGCAACACCAUCGGGUUCUGCCGCCUCGGCGCCGCCGGUUGGAGUGUGGCGUCAAUCAGGGGUGGCUACCUCCUUGUUGGUAUGAUCUGUGUGAAGGGCACCGUCUACGCGCUGGCUUCGACAGGUUACCACUUCUAUAACCCAACCUACCUUCUUGCUGCUGUCAAGCUCUCAGAUAGCAGUAGUUCAGUGGAAUUGGAGUUCCUCGGAGAAGCGCUGAGUGCACAGACUCUGCAUCUGCCUGUUGGAACAGAGUUGGGCUUCAAACUUGCAGAGUGCCGCGGUGAGCCGAUACUGGUUGUCACCAUGAAAAUUAAUCCAGGUGUGUACCAUGUUUUUCGGUGGAAGUCCGGGGAGGCUAAGUGGGUGAGGAUUACUAGCCUUGAUGGGUGCGCCCUGUUUUUCGCGGUCCCUCAUUUUGUGGGCUGCCUUGGACCUGAUCAUCCAGGGAUUCGAAAGGACUGCAUAUACGUGAACAACGAAGGUUUAUGGAGUGAGUAUUCUUCAGUUGAUGGAUCUUUCCGUAGAUCUGAUGUUGUCAACCCUCAAGGGAAAAUACUGGAGGGUUUCAGUUCAUCUGAUUGGGUCUUUCCGAGCAUGUGUUGAUGUACUCCUCUGACCUGAGAGGUGCGCUGAAAUUAUUGUCCCAAGGAACAUGAUCUUAUUGGUGCUCUACUAUGCCUUCAUCCGCUAGUUGCUUUAACUAUUUUGUCACAACAAUUGCAACGCUAUGUUGACUGUCUUCGAUGCGAAUGUAGGCAUGUUAUCCCUUUACUUAUUGAACCUAAAAGCAUGUUCAGCAUGAAUGUAUCAGCCUAUGGUGCUGUGAAACUUCAUCAGGGAACUAGUUUAAAGACCUGUUUAAGUGAAGAUCCUUGUGAAUCAGGUGGCUUUGAAUGUGGUUUUCUUAGAACA